Penicillium cinerascens is the source of this 870-nucleotide messenger RNA. RefSeq lists its product as uncharacterized. The record is from RefSeq and is a predicted model, not a curated record. The transcript has a single exon. Lineage: Eukaryota; Fungi; Ascomycota; Eurotiomycetes; Eurotiales; Aspergillaceae. Bases 1 to 870 code for a protein of 289 amino acids.
AUGCGAUUCACCUGUCUCGUUGCAAUGGGUCUGAUGGGCUCCGCCUUCGCUCUUCCACGCCAAAAGUCUCCAGAAGGUGCAGCCGAUGUCCACUCAGUUUCAGCUGGCUCUGAAAGCUCUCCUGCAUGUUUCCACCUACCAAUCGGAAGGAUCCCGGUACCUCUGCCGACUAUUCGCACACCUAUUCUACACCCGAGCUCGACAUCCGUCCCGGGCGGACGCCAUGGCAAUGGAGGCUCUUGGAGAGGGCGCCCGGGUUUCCAGGGAAGCCACCAAGCAGGUCUCACCGAUGUUCAAAAGGCAGAGAACAAGCUGCUAGCAGACCAAAUAAAGCUCGCCCAUGCUCAGCACAACAAAGCUCAGGAAUGGAUCGACCGUCUGGCUGAAGACGUUCAGGCUAUCGCCUCCGCAGAGUUUGCUUCCUAUUCCGCGGGGCUCGCAAAGCAGACUGGUUUCCGGCAGGGUGCUGGUUCUCAAGGGAGCGGAGGCCCAACUUCUAUCAUUCCUCCUUGCAAAUUUUCCCAUUCCACGCCUUCGCCAUCCAUCAUCCACCCCCAAAAGUCGACCAACACUGGAAAUUCCGACCUGCCUAUGAAGAUUGGGAAACGUCAGGAGCAGGAUCCGCAGGAUGCCUUGGAUAAACCGGUUUACUAUCUUAUAACAACAACUAUCAACAAUACCCCUGUACCGAUUUAUACGGCAGCACCAGAGCUACCAGUUGAGGAAGAGAAGCGCCAGGACAAGGAACACCUCGCGGUAAAUUCUGUGAAUGAUGAGCCUUCUAAUCUGGUCUCGGAGAAGCAAGCUCGAGGCAUGCCUCCGAUGACCACUGCCGGGGACACUUCCGCGCCUACCACCACUGGCGCAUGA